Messenger RNA from Eurytemora carolleeae, 1305 nucleotides. RefSeq lists its product as uncharacterized. Bases 263 to 1114 code for a protein of 283 amino acids. NCBI's taxonomy places the organism in Eukaryota, Metazoa, Arthropoda, Copepoda, Calanoida, Temoridae. The transcript has 8 exons. The record is from RefSeq and is a predicted model, not a curated record.
UGUAGUAUUAGUAAGCUUGAUUCUACUCAUAUUUCUCGCUUCUGUUGGAGUCAUCUGUAGGAUUAGAAUUCAGUAUGUUGGAGAUAGUGCUGCUCUGGAGGAUACAGUACAACACGCUGUACAGAGAAACAAUGAUCUACAGCUCAAUUUAGAUAUCAGUUCUGAACCUGAUACUGCAUCCUCUCCCCGUCUCUCUUCACAUGGAGGAAUCAACUCUAGUCCAGACAAUGACAGAAAAAAUACACCAGGAGAGCUAAGAGAGAUGGGAUAUUCUGAAUCCAUCUUCUAUUCUACAGCCAGACCCCAUCAGACAGAAUCUAGAAUACCAAGCAGUUCAAACCUGACUAGGUCAUACAGUUCAACAAAUCUAAACUCAUGCUUGCAGAUUGCCACACCUCCUUACACCUGCAGAACACUUCCCCGUGGCGGUGGGCGGGGUAGCCUAGAGAACUUAUUACAGAUAAAUCCUGAGAAUAUGUAUCUACAACGUAUAAACUCAUCUUAUCCAUAUCCACCCAACCUUCAGCCAACGCUUCAACCCACCCCAUAUCAUCAGAUGCUCCCAGAUUCCUUUUUGGCUGGUGGAAAUCAACUGAGAAAUCCUUCACCAGGUGGCGGGGAGAUCCGGACCUGGGGAGAACCAGUUCUACCGGAGAACUACAGUGCAUUUCAAUACUUUCAAAAGGACCCUUUAAAUAACUAUGCGGGACAAAGACGAGCUGCCUUAACCCUGAAUCCUUUAAACUUCCAGCUUAGAUCAGAUCUCUCCCUUCCCCCUCCAAUCCUUCAGUAUCCUACUAGCAGCAUACCAAUCACCAAUCCAGAAGAGUAUAUUCCUUGCAGCUGUUCAUAUACGGGUAAUAUUUGGAUUGAACAAGAGGCAUUUCAUUCUAUGGAUAUUCAGAACCCUUAUACUUCAUACAACACAGAAAGUGAUACACAACCUGCCUUUAGUGAUACACAUGCUGCAGGAGAUACCAUCAACCAAGCUCAUUCUGUAUAUAACACGCAUAGCAAAGAACCAUCAGAAGAAGAUGAUGACGAUGAAAUGCCAAGAAAGCAUUCUUCUAGGUCUGUUAAAUUCUCAGAUCUUGAUACUGUAACUGAAGAAUAAUUAUUAGUUUUUAACUUUAUAAUUCUUAUUUGAGAUAUCCCUGUGUUUUCUUGACAAGUUCAAUAUUUUGGUUUAAUUAAAGAGAGAUUAAAAUCUCUCUUUCUUUUGUUAAACAUUUCUGAAAAGAAAUCUUAUAUUUAAAUAUAUGUAUUGUAAUAGAAUAUUUUAACUUUGUGAGUUUUAUCGUGAAA